CCCUCGAGGGGUCACUGGGGUUAAAACUCCCACCAGAUGUUGGUGUUCACAUCUAUCGGCUCUAUUUGCAGUUGUAUUCAUUUGUCAUUUUAGUUUUCAAGCAUUUGUUUUAUUUAUAUUACACAUUAAUGGCUGCUUUCCGAGCGCUGCGGAAACUCUGUCGGGAUUCUCACCAUCAGUCGUGCAGUAUUCACGUGUCGGUUUCAAGACCGGAUGCAGUGGUGAUCUCGGGCCGGAAGCUGGCGCGUCAGAUCCGUAAUGAAGUCCGUUCGGAUGUGGACGCGUGGGUCACUGCUGGAAACCGACGGCCUUACCUGAGUGUUGUGUUAGUGGGUGACCAUCCAGCCAGUCACUCUUAUGUUCUCAACAAGACACGAGCCGCGGCUGAUGUCGGUAUUAGCAGCGAGACCAUCUUGAAACCUUCUAGUAUCAGUGAGGAGGAACUGAUCGAACUGAUCAACAAACUCAACUCAGACCACAGCGUAGAUGGUCUUCUGGUACAGCUGCCCCUUCCUGAUCACAUCAAUGAGCGUCGCGUGUGUAACGCCGUAUGUCCAAGAAAAGACGUUGAUGGUUUCCAUGUGGUCAAUGUUGGUCGCAUGUGUCUGGACCAGUAGACUGUGUUGCCCGCCACCCCGUGGGGGGUGUGGGAAAUCAUCAGACGUACAGGCAUUCCGACACUAGGCAAGAACGUGGUGGUGGCCGGUCGUUCUAAGAAUGUGGGAAUGCCCAUCGCAAUGCUGCUUCACACAGAUGGACAACAUGAAAGACCAGGAGGCGACGCUACUGUAACCAUCUCUCACCGUUACACACCCAAAGAACAGCUGCGGCAACACACAAAGAUCGCUGACAUCAUCGUCGCUGCUGCAGGUAUUCCUAACCUCAUCACUGCUGAUAUGAUCAAAGAGGGUGCAGCUGUCAUAGAUGUUGGUAUCACCAGAAUAUUCGACCCCUUGACGGGCAAAGAUAAACUUGUUGGUGAUGUGGACUUUGAGGGUGUAAAAAAGAAGGCUAGUUACAUUACUCCAGUUCCAGGCGGUGUUGGACCCAUGACUGUAGCCAUGCUGAUGAAAAAUACCAUCAAAGCAGCAAAAAACACCAUUUUAAUGCCCUCUCAGCAGAUUCGAAUGGCAGUGUUCUCCUGAUGUCCUCUUUAAACUCCACUCCAUUAACACUUUUACAAAAUGAACAGUUUGCCACGAUUCGACAACAUGAAUGUGCUUUCUCCAUUCAUGUGUCUCAGACUUUUAAAUAUAUUCAUCAUUACUUUGAUAACAUUUACCGUAUAUUUAGUUUUUGCUUUGCAAAGCAUUAGACAUGCAUUUUUACACGGCAUGCUUUUUCGUUUCGUUUUUUUGCUUUGUUUUGUUUGACACUACGUUCGGGUUUGGCGUUUUAUUUAUGUUACACGUGUUUUUGUCGUGCAGUCAGACAAACACGUUUGUCUUUGUGGCAUUGAUUGUUAAACAAGGGUAAAAUAUGAGGUAAGCCACAUGGCCAGUACAGGUGAAUAGCUUUGAGUCAUCACAGCAGAUAACUGCUUAAAUAACCUUUGUCAAGACUCUUUUUUUAAUGUAUUAUCUUUAUUUAUCAAUUAUGUUGUUCAAAAAGUUACUGUUACCACCCUCAGCCCAUAAAGACCCCUUAAUUAAAGGGGUUUGUGGCAAAAACAACACAUUACCUCGUGUUUUAUUUAUUGCCCCUUUAUCUGACCUUUGGGGUUGUGGGAGCGGUUAGAAACAUGCAGUGUUUUGAAAGAUAAGAGGAGUUGACUGGGUUGGUGCUAAAUAAUUGUGUGUGUUUGUAUUUAGAGCUACAUAAGCAAUAUUCAAUGAUUUGUUAUGUUGUAUGAAAAUCAUAAUUUUCCUUUGCACACUUGCUGCCUUGAAAACAAUAAAUUUAAAGUAAUAUAUUUAAUCUGA
This is a messenger RNA of Triplophysa rosa, 1922 nucleotides long. RefSeq names its product methylenetetrahydrofolate dehydrogenase (NADP+ dependent) 2, methenyltetrahydrofolate cyclohydrolase (gene mthfd2). NCBI's taxonomy places the organism in Eukaryota, Metazoa, Chordata, Actinopteri, Cypriniformes, Nemacheilidae. Gene Ontology annotation, molecular function: methenyltetrahydrofolate cyclohydrolase activity; methylenetetrahydrofolate dehydrogenase (NADP+) activity; methylenetetrahydrofolate dehydrogenase (NAD+) activity. The transcript has 8 exons. The record is from RefSeq and is a predicted model, not a curated record. Gene Ontology annotation, biological process: tetrahydrofolate interconversion. Gene Ontology annotation, cellular component: mitochondrion.